AUGGCUAGUGAGGAUAGUUUUCUAGUGCUAGUACACCACAGAGGAUCGAUUAAGAGAAAAACUCAGUCUGGGGUGAAGUUCACGGAUAAGGAUCUUCUAUGUAUUAUCGUGAGCCCCGCGACCAGUUACGAUGGUCUCGUCAUGUUUCUUUCUCGUAGGCAGUUUCCGGAGGUGAGGACACCGGAGCUGUUGGCUAAGUUCGUCGACGUGGUAUCUAGCUCUGGUGGGUCGAACCGGAAUGCCAACACUAUAGCCACGGCGGUCAGUUCGAGCUCGAGACCUGCGGUUGCUUCUUCCUCCAUUCCAGUGUAUGAGGCAGCGGUCCAGCCUGCCGCCUCCCCAUCGUUUGCUGUUGAUCUCGCCGGCAAUGUUGGAGACGAGGUUGGAUAUGAGGAACAUCAUCCGACUGAAGUACAGUGUCCUCCACCGGCUGGUGUUGGCGAGGGAUUGUGUGAUGAUCCAGAUGAUGAUGAAGUCGAGCCGGAUAUUAUCGCUGAUGAAAGCGGCGAUGAUGUUGGAGCGAGUGAUCCGAUAAGGCCUACUGGUGGUUCUAGUUCUGGCACAAAUCAGUACCCACCCCAUUUUUCAUCUUUGGAUCUGGAUGCCAUGAGGCAGGACGAACACCUUGGGCAGCUAGUUGGAUUUGGCGCUAGAGAUACCGAAGGGUCUGCCGGUAUGACAGAGUUCCAGGUUGGUCAACAAUUCCAGGAUAAAGAUGAGGCGCUGUUGAGUGUCAAGACGUACAGCAUCCGCCGAGGGGUACAGUACAAGGUAGUUGAGUCUGACUAUCGCCGGUACGUGGGAAAGUGUUCUGAGUUUGGAAAUGGGUGCACAUGGUUGAUUAGGCUGAGCCUCCGACAACGCAAGGGCAUCUGGGAAGUCAAGCGGUACAACGGGCCGCAUACCUGUCUCGCCACCUCCAUCUCCAGCGACCAUAGGAGCUUGGACUACCACGUGAUAGCGACAUUCAUCAUGCCAAUGGUUAGGACUGACGCAUCCGUCAACAUCAAGGUGCUUCUAAAUGCAACGGCAGCACACUUUGGUUUCAGGCCUACAUACCGGAGGGUGUGGAUGGCGAAGCAGAAGGCGGUCGCAAUCAUCUACGGGGACUGGGAUGAGUCGUACAACGAGCUCCCUCGGUGGGUCUUAGGAGUUCAGUUGACUAUGCCUGGCACUGUAGCAGUCCUCAGGACCUGCCCUGUUCGAGUUGGUGGACAGGUGGACGAGUCUCAGGCUUAUUUUCAUAGGAUGUUCUGGACUUUUCCCCCUUGCAUCGAAGCAUUUCGUCAUUGCAAGCCGUUGGUGAGUAUUGAUGGCACCCAUCUAUAUGGCAAGUAUGGGGGAACAUUGCUUGUGGCGAUUGCACAGGACGGGAAUUCCAACAUACUCCCUGUGGCAUUCGCACUAGUUGAGGGUGAGAAUGCUGAGUCAUGGUCCUUCUUUCUCUCCCACCUCCGUCAGCACGUGACACCUCAGCCAGGUCUGUUAGUUAUUUCAGAUAGGCAUAACGGCAUCAAGGCAGCACUUGAGUCACCUGAUGGGGGAUGGCUACCUCCGUCUGUAUACCGGGCAUUCUGCAUUCGACACGUUGCUGCGAAUUUCGCCCUCACCUUCAAGAGCAAAGAUGCCCGGAGGCUUCUUGUGAACGCCGCAUAUGCGAAGACCGAGGUGGAGUUUGACUACUGGUUUGACAUCCUGCGCUCUGAGAAUCCGGCAAUGUGUGACUGGGCGAACCGAAUUGAGUACUCGUUGUGGACACAGUACUAUGAUGAGGGUCGAAGAUUCGGGCACAUGACGACCAAUAUAUCAGAGUGUGUCAAUUCAAUCCUUAAGGGGGUAAGGAACCUCCCCGUGUGCUCGCUAGUGAAAGCCACACAUCGGGAGCUGGUAUGCGACGUCCUGAAGCGUGAUGGUGCACUCUCCGAACGGCAUGUGGAAGGUGUGCGUCUCAGGCCGCCACCUCUCGACGACUGCACUGACUAG
Molecule: messenger RNA, 1983 nt
Organism: Arachis ipaensis
Lineage: Eukaryota; Viridiplantae; Streptophyta; Magnoliopsida; Fabales; Fabaceae
Source: RefSeq, a predicted model, not a curated record